AUGCAUAUAAAGAAAGAAAAUGUUUUACAAAACAGCACAGCACCAAACAAAUUCAUCCUCCUGGGUCUUUCUGAAGAGUUCUAUUUACAAAGCAUACUUUUCUCGAUUUUUCUGGGAAUUUACAUCAACGCCUUGACCGGAAAUCUUUUAAUCAUUCUCCUUACAUUGGUUGAUCAAACCCUACAUACACCCAUGUAUUUUUUUCUAAGGAAUCUAUCCUUCCUUGAGAUAUGUUUCACAUCAGCUAUUGUCCCCAAGAUGCUUGCCAAUUUCUGCUCAGGGAAUAAAUCCAUCUCUUUUUUGGGUUGUGCUCUACAGAAUUAUUUUGCAUUGUUUUUGGGUGGAACAGAAUGUUUCCUCUUGGCCUCAAUGGCUUAUGAUCGUUACAUUGCCAUUUGCAAGCCUCUCCAUUACUCUGUCCUGAUGGGGCAAAAAAUUUAUACUAGUUUAGCUGUAGCCUCUUGGUUAAGUGGGUUUUUCAUGUCCUUUGGCCAUACAACUAUGGUCUUCACAAUGCCUUUUUGUAAUUCUAAUGUUAUCAAUCAUUAUUUUUGUGACAUUCCUCCAUUACUGAAAUUGGCUUGUGGGAACACGUUUAGGAUUGAAAUAACUGAUUUCAUAGUUGUAGUGAUUUUUGCAACUUUUCCUUUUCUUCUGAUUUUAAUGUCUUACUCUGGAAUCAUUGCUGCCAUUUCAAAGAUCUCAUCCUCUGAGGGCCGGAAAAAGACUUUCUCCACUUGCUCUUCACAUCUCAUUGUUGUGACCUUAUUCUUUGGUUCUGCUUGUAUUAAGUAUAUGAAACCCAAUUCCUCUUAUUUUCCAAAUACAGACAAAUACCUUUCCCUUUUUCAUACAAUCAUUAGCCCUGCUUUAAAUCCUGUCAUAUACAGUUUGAGGAACAAAGAAGUGAAAGGUGCCUUUAUGAGACUCUGGGAAAGAACAUUUUUGGAUUGA
This is a messenger RNA of Protobothrops mucrosquamatus (brown spotted pit viper), 954 nucleotides long. Its product is annotated as olfactory receptor 10A2-like. Gene Ontology annotation, molecular function: olfactory receptor activity; G protein-coupled receptor activity. Lineage: Eukaryota; Metazoa; Chordata; Lepidosauria; Squamata; Viperidae. The transcript has a single exon. Gene Ontology annotation, biological process: G protein-coupled receptor signaling pathway. The coding region runs from base 1 to 954 and encodes 317 amino acids. The record is from RefSeq and is a predicted model, not a curated record. Gene Ontology annotation, cellular component: membrane.